AUGGACAAAUUCAAGCUCGGCACAUGGCUUGGCGCCGGCUCGUCUCUCAAUGCUGUCGAGGGGGAGGGGGAGAAGAAGCCAGAGAGCCCCGCCUCGUCGCCGUCAAGACUGACGCAACUUGCCAAAAAGAUAGCGUCGGAAACUGAAAAGCUCGAAAAGUACAUGAUGGAAAACAACCUGCCGAUGCCCACCUUGGACCCCAGCGGGCCCGGCGAUUUCCCCAAGCUCCCGGACGACAUUCAGAAAAGCCGCAUGGAAAUAAUCUACGCCACUAGAGAGCUUGAGGCUCUGGCCCACGGACCUAGAGAGGAUGUCAGAUGGAAGACCUGGAGUUAUCAAGACAGUCUCAGUCUUCAACUUGUGAACCACUUUGGCUUGGCGAAGCUUGUGCCCGUUGACGGCACCAUCACACUCGCCGAACUCCAGUCCAAGACUUCACUAGAUCCCGUCAACGUAGCCCGCGUACUUCGUCAUGUCAUGACGAACCACAUAUUCUGCGAGCCCGCGCCUGGUGUUAUCGCUCAUACGGCGGCGUCACGGCUCCUGGCCGAAGACCAAGCGUUACAGGACUGGGUUGGCUACAAUCUCGAGGACAACUUCCCGGCUUCUGGGCAUGUCCUGCAGGCUCUCAAAACAUACCCGGAAGCGACGUCGCUCACGCGCACUGGUUUCAACUUCGCGUUCGACACGGUGGACAAGGAGCCGAUGUUCGUCACAUUCGGCAAGGAUCCCGCCCGCGCCAAGCGUUUUGGCGGCGCCAUGCUCAGUCUCACGGGCGGCGAAGGCUACGAAAUCAAACACCUGGUUGACAACUACGACUUUGGCGAUAUCGACGCCAGGGGGGGGACUUUUGUGGACGUCGGUGGCAGCCACGGCUUCGUGUGCGUCGACCUCGCAAAGAAGUGGAGGAACAUGACGUUUGUCGUGCAGGAUCUCCCGAAGACGGUCGAGUCGGCGCCGAAGCCGAUAUCCGACGACGCCCAGGUCGCCGAGCGUAUCAAGCUUGUGGCGCACGACUUCUUCAAGGAGCAGACCGUCAAAGACGCCGAUGUCUACUUCUUCCGCUGGAUCAUCCACAACUACUCGACGCCCUGCGCGGUUUCCAUCCUCAAGAACCUCGUUCCGGCGCUGAAGCCGGGUGCCAAGGUCGUCAUCAAUGACCACUGUCUUCGCGAGGCCGGACAGGAGACGCCGUGGGACGAGAGGGUCAUCCGCAGUAUGGACAUGGUCAUGCUGGCUGUGCUGAACGCGCAGGAGCGCAACGAGGCCGAGUAUCGAGAGCUGUUCAAGGCGGCAGACGGGCGAUACGCCUUCAAGGGGGUGACGCGGCCGGCGGGUUGCAGGAUGAGCAUCAUCGAAGCGGUGUGGGAUCCGGAGGGCAGCGAACAAGGGGCGGACACGGAGGCAGGGCCGAAGGUGGUAGAGGAGGACUAA
Messenger RNA from Colletotrichum graminicola M1.001, 1434 nucleotides. RefSeq names its product O-methyltransferase. The record is from RefSeq and is a predicted model, not a curated record. Gene Ontology annotation, molecular function: O-methyltransferase activity. The transcript is spliced from 4 exons. Bases 1 to 1434 code for a protein of 477 amino acids. NCBI's taxonomy places the organism in Eukaryota, Fungi, Ascomycota, Sordariomycetes, Glomerellales, Glomerellaceae.